AUGGGCCUUCGUUCAGGGGAAAGGAAUGCGUUGCCAAAUAAGGGUUCUGUAAGAGGCUACCAAGUGAUUGACGCUGCCAAGUCGAAGGUUGAGAAACUAUGUCCCGCAGUUGUAACUUGUGCAGACAUACUCACGGUGGCUGCCCGUGAUGCGUCAGAAAUGGUUGGUGGUCCGUCGUGGUCGGUGAAGCUUGGAAGAAGAGAUUCCAUUACCGCUGGCCUUGUUCUAGCAGAGACCAGUCUUCCUAGUUUUAAAGCUCCUCUUGAUUCACCUAUUUCCACCUUUAAAGAUAACGGAUUUAACGCCAGGGACAUGGUUGCUUUAUCAGGAGCUCAUACAAUUGGACAAGCUCAAUGCUUCUUGUUUCGUGACAGAAUAUACAGCAAUGGAUCAGAUAUUGAUGCUGGAUUUGCUAGCACACGUAGACGUCGUUGCCCUAUAAACAAUGGAAACGGAAAUCUUGCACCACUAGAUUUGGUGACUCCCAAUUCGUUUGAUUACAACUACUUCAAGAAUCUGAUACAAAAGAAGGGUCUUCUUGAAUCGGAUCAGGUACUUUACAACGGUGGAUCCACAGAUAGCAUUGUUUCGGAAUAUAGCAACAAUCCUUCCAAGUUCAAGUCGGAUUUUGCAGCAGCCAUGGUGAAGAUGAGUGAGAUCAGGCCAUUAACGGGUGAAGCAGGAGUGAUAAGGAGGAUUUGUGGUGCUAUUUCCUAG
This is a messenger RNA of Lactuca saligna, 717 nucleotides long. Lineage: Eukaryota; Viridiplantae; Streptophyta; Magnoliopsida; Asterales; Asteraceae. The record is from the annotation of a GenBank genome assembly.